Molecule: messenger RNA, 2582 nt
Organism: Bombus pyrosoma
Lineage: Eukaryota; Metazoa; Arthropoda; Insecta; Hymenoptera; Apidae
Exons: 9
Coding region: 161-1270 (369 amino acids)
Cellular component (GO): cytoplasm
Molecular function (GO): oxidoreductase activity, acting on the CH-OH group of donors, NAD or NADP as acceptor
Source: RefSeq, a predicted model, not a curated record
UGAGUUUUUAAAUUCUCGUCUCAUUCGACUCGUAUUAGAUUUAUCGCUUGCCCUUUUGGUUCUGUCUUUUCUUUUUUUUUUUUUUUUUUUAACUAAUUUCGCUGUUUUCUCUAAUUUUUUAUUUAACGAUGUUGGCAUUGUAGUAGGAAUUCUGAACGACAUGCAAUCACGAUGCAUAACCUCGCUUUUUAUCAACCUUUUGGAUAAGAGUCCAAGAAGCCUCUGGAAGAUCGAACGGUGUCAAUUUCACGCAACUGCAACAACGUAUCGAAAGAAAAAUAGAAAGGGUAAAGGAGAUGACGGGCCAAAAAUAGUAAAACCGAUCUGCGAGAAAUUACCUAAACCAAUUCUGCAGCCAUCGUGUAAGAACGCUAUAGUGAUCGGUGGGUCUGAAGGUUUUGGUUUUGCAGCGGCUGAUCAUCUCUUGUGUAAAGGAGCGCGCAUCGUCGUAGUAGCUGACGAUGAUCCUAUUGAAGGAAAAAUUGCAGUAAAAAAGUUAUGCGAUUCUUACGGAAAAAACCGCGCUCUCUUUGUUCAUUAUGACAUUAAAAGUGAUUGUCACGUUCAAGCUGGUUUGACAAACGCUCUCUGCAAGCUUGAAGUGAUUCACAUUCUUUUCAACAAUCUGGAUAAAGAACGACUACCAUCAAAGUGUCCAACGUCGACGUCGGAACAAAACACUGCAACUAAAACGAUUCAAAUAGGAUUGAAGCUUUUAGGAAAGGAUCGAGCUGGCUCUAACGGGGUAAUAAUAAAUUGCGCGAGUAUUUUUGGUUUCAUGGGAUGGCCUGAAGAUCCCUUUCCGGUUUAUUGCAAGAAAGAACCAGCUAUAGAAGUGACGAGAGAUUUCGCGAAAAAUUAUAAGGGAGAAGAAAAGGAUGUUCGUGUUGUAGCCCUUUGUCCAACGACCAAAUGUUUCUCCAAUAUUGGAUUACCAGAUUUCCCAGAACCUAUUCCAAAUAAAAUAAUGAACGAAAUGCCAAUUUGUAUACCGCAUUCCAAGUAUCACAUAGGUACUGCUUUGAGCUACAUACUAGCGUGGGCAAAGAACGGAAGUGCAUGGCUUGUAGAACCAGCGAUCAGUGUCCAUCAAAUUCCUCGAUUAAUUCAUUUUCCGGAGAAAGAAGGUGGACGAGUCGACCCUAAAGUCUAUGAGGCACAAGCUUGUCCAGUGAAAAUAGAACCACCGUGCGUCGAACCUAAGGUGUGUGUAGCCAGGAAAAAAGAAAUGUGCGCAAAAAAGAAAUGGAAAGAUGACGAUAAAAAAUGACCUCUUCCAACAACGUAAGUAAUUUUAACAAUUGAAAGUAAUAUAUUUACAUAAUUAAGUUAAAAAUAUUCCUUCGAUUGUUUGACAAAUUUCAGAAAUCUAGAGAUAUUUAAAUUCUUCCUUCCACAUUUCUCUGAUUCUUUAUCUUACCGUAUCUUUUUAUUAUGAUCAAGUGCGGGUUUCAAAAUCGUACAACAGGCGAAGGAUUUAGACGUUCAAUUUAAUAAAUACGUAGCAUAAUUUACACGCGUGAGAUUACAAAAGAGUUACCACUCCUCCGGUUUCGAUGAUUUUGAAAUACGUUACAGCAAUCGAUAUUUUAAACAUCUUUUCCUCAUACAUAUAACCGGCAAUUGGUUGGCUUUAGUUUCUGAAAUAUUCAAAUUCCGGUUGUAUCAAGACCGGCGCAAGGCUGUCUGGUUCGAAAAAACUAAUUUAAAUUCAAAUCCAAUACGUUGAUGGUAUUCGUGUUUAGUUAGUUAUAACAGAAAUUUCUUACAGCUUCCGUACGCAGUUGUGCACGGGGCUUUAAGCUCGCACAACCCUCGUUUACGCAUACCAUAGACGGAAGAUAAGAGUUAGAUUUCAUUUGGAUUUGACCAAUCAAUACCGACCUACGCGCUGCCACAGACGCACAACUACGAGGGUUGUCCAAAAAGUACUACCCGUUUACAUCCAGAAGCCAUGUAAAACGAUGAAAUGCACUUACAAAAAGGCCAUCCAGCUUCAUUCGCGUAUUGGCGUGAGUCAUACAAAAUUUUUUGUUUAAAUAUUGAAUAUCGUCGUUGUAUCGGUCGUUUAAAACGACGAUGCAAACCGUAAAUGUCACCGAUGACAUUUUAUGCCUCUGGAACGCCGAAAAAAUUCUUGCAAAAGGAAUUCAGCAUCGAUUUACAGCUGUUAACGGUGACAGAACUACGGAUAUUUGAAUUAUUAUGGAUGGAUGAAUUGUUGAAUUCAAUAAGGACAGAAAAAAUGUACGCGAUACGCAAGUUCAGAAAGGUCUCGUUGCAAAUGAUAUUCAUUACAGUUUUUUGCAGAAUUUCAAGAAUCAAACUUGACCGAUAAUGUUUCGCAAAAGAGAAACGGUUUGAACGAUUGCGUAAGAGUACGGCUAAUAAUUUCCAUUAUAUCAUUUCCAAAUAAAAAUAAUAAUAAUAGUAUGCCGAACCGACUACGGAAACGUGUGACGAAGGCACAGAAAAGCUCGUAUAACGUUACGAUCAAUGUAUAAGUAAAGCUGAUGGUUGCAUCGAAAAAUAACUUGUUAUGUAUGCCAAAGUUACGGAUCAAUAAAUCUUCUUAAAAUGUA